AUGCGCAAGGAGAUGGCUGCCCCAGAAUACCAGCCUCAGUUCCAUUUCUUCCACAGCAACGCAAGCCGUGAAGGCGGCCGUCCAGAGACCCCCAACAGCUGGAACAGCAUCAUAGAUCACAGCAGUGCUGUCCUGUCCCUCCACCUGGCCCCGGGGCAGCACCCAGAGGAGACGCUGGAAAAGGGCACUGGAGAGCCUGCGGCCAAGGCCAGCGAGGGGCCUGCCAGCCCCCACGUGCUGUGUCCUCCGGGGCAGCGCUUGCAAAAGAUGUCUUCAGAAGAUGGAUCGUCACCGCCUGUGGGUGAACAAUUGUGUGGGAGGAAAGAACCAGAGCCGACUCCUUCAGGGUCUGAACACAGCCUGCGAGCCCGUGUUAGGAAGAGCAGCCUGUGGGACCAGACGGCGGAGCAGGGGAGGGGCAGGCUGGGACCCAGGCCGGGCUGCGCGGCUGCGCCCGGGCCAGGGCCAGGGCCGUCGUGGCGCCUGUGGGCUCCCCUGCUCCUGUGUCUGCUGCAGGCGGCUCCAGGGAGGUCCCAGCUGGCCCCUCCCCAGAAUGUGACCCUGUUCUCCCAGAACUUCAGCGUGUACCUGACAUGGCUCCCUGGGCCUGGAAACCCCCAGAACGUGACCUACGUUGUGGCCUAUCAAAGCUUACCCAACCCCAGGCGCUGGCGAAGAGUGAAAAGCUGUGUGGGAACCACGGAGCUGGCGUGUCCUCUGAUGUGCCUGGAGAAGCAGGACCUCUACAACAAGUUCAAGGGGCGCGUGAAGGCCGCGGCUCCCGGCGCCAGGUCGCCCUGGGUGGAGUCUGAGUACCUGGAGUACCUGUUUGAAGUGGAGCCAGCCCCGCCCAACCUGGAGGUCACCCGGGCAGAAGAGGUCCUAAGUGUCAGCGCCUCAUACCAGCUGCCUUCUUGUGCGCCCCCGCUGGACCUGAGCUUCCAGGUGGAGUUCUGGAAGGAGGGGACCAGAAACAAGACCCUGCUCCCAGUCACUGACUUCGGCGAGCCAGUCCAGAUCUCCCUGCCGCCCACUGCCAGUGGACACCACUGCCUGCGUGCCAGAGCCGUCUACACCUUGCCUGAGCCCAGACACAGCCAGUUCUCAGUACCCACCUGCUUCUUCCUGGAGGCCCCAGGGACCAGCUGGGGAUUCCUGGUGCUGCCCUCACUCCUGCUCCUGCUGUGCAUAAGUGCCACAGGGGGCGCCAUCUGGAAGAGCCUCACGGGGAACCCCUGGUUUCAGCGGGCACAGAUGCCACAGGCUUUGGACUUCUCCGGACACAGACCCCUGGGCGCAACCUUUCAGCCCAGCGGACUAGACUUGCCCGAUGACAUAGUCAUCCAUCCCCAAAAGGAACUGACCAGGAGAGUCGGGCUGACCACUGUCAGAGCUCUGUCCGCCCUCCAGGCAGGGUCAGGGGACAGUGCCCAGGACCCAGAGGAGGACGAGGACGCCGACGACAGCAGCAGCUUCCAACCCUACAUCGAGCCCCCCGCCUUCCCAGGGCCAGUGCACCUAGUUUCGGGGUACUCCAAAGCCAGUGGGGCAGCCUCAGGGGAGUGCUGGCCUCCCGUGGUCCAGGCCGAAGACUCUGCCCGGGCGUCCUCAGCUAGGAGCUGGGCCUGCACUGGGGAUGCCUCCUACCCCUGGGUCCAGGCUGGGGCCUCUGGCUACUUGGCCAAGGAGGGGCCUGGCCAGGGGCUCAGAGCGGAUAGGAGUCAGCAGUCUCUCUCGCCUCCUAAACUCUUGGAGGACCUGGACUUCAUGGAAGAACUCCCGAAACAUGACCUGCCCUGGGCUACCUCGGGCUUCUCAUGGCCGGGGCUGGAUCCAGGCCCUGGGGAGCCUCCAGUUUCUCUUCAGACACUGACCUUCCACUGGGACAGCGGCUCCGAGGAAGGGGAGGACGAGGAUGAGGGUGGGAGGGAGUCGGAAACUGGGGACAGCGACGAGAGCAGUGGGGGCGCUGAGCGAGCCCAGACGACCCAGGUUGGGGACAGAAUGCUGGGGCAGUACAUGGCCAGGUGAGCGGGCCCCGCCGCCCCCAGAUCUGGUGCUGCCGCCGUGGCUAGUGGGCUUCUCCAGGACCCCGGACACCAGGGACGCUCAGCAGCCUGCGUCCGCCAUGAGACGGCAGUGACCUCGCAGCACCCCCGGAGCCCACCCGAGGCUGCCGGCUGAGCAGUAAGACGCCACUCUUGUGAGCCCUGAGGGCUGGGCUGGGGUCAGAGGUUGGUUCCGGGUCACAUCACCUACCGCCCCGGGGGUGACGGGCCAGGUGGGAAAAUCAUUCCUGGGCACAUGAGGCAGGUGCAGGCGGGUGGGUCGCUGCAGACAUCACAGGCCGACCGUGCCGAGGGCAUCUGGCGUUCUGGGGCUUUCAGUACCCGCUGGCUGCCUCCUCCCCCGUCAGCGUCCCGACUGAUGGGUCCCCUGGGGUGGAGCCCUGGUGAAGGAGCAUCCUGCUGACUGAGGGAGCUGGGGGGAAAGGCAACGGCAGCUGUUCAAGUCCUAGUCCUCGGAGCCAUGGCAUUGCAGUUUUUCAUGUCAGAAGACCUGGGUUCAAAUCCCCACCACGCUGUAGAGCAGGUGCGUGACGGUGGGUAAGCCACCUUCUCUGUGCCUCAGUUCCUCACCGCAGCUGCCUCCUGUAGGUGUGGGUUCGGAGUGAUCUGAUGUGCGCACACACCUGCCUGCCACUGGUGCUCUUGCACGGUGGCUGGCAGGACCCUCCAUCAACUGCCCAGGCUCCAGGCCCAGCACUGAGAACACACUCACCUCAGCUGGUCUCACCUCCCAGCCACUUCCUCCCUCCCUCUCUCACUGCCCUGCACCUCCUGGUCUCCUGGUCGAGCGACUGAACUCUGAGGAGCCAGAGCCCCAGCCAAGGGGUUCCCUUUUCCCACAACAGGAACUCUGCUUCCCAAGACAGGAGCCCAGUGGCCCCUUUCAGGGUCCGAUUUGCUGGGGUGAGGUAGCACGGCAGGGACUGGAGCCCGGGACCCGUUCCCCAGUGCCGGGCAGACUGUAGACCCCUCAGUUGUCUGUCAUGGUGAAAAGAAGCUCCACCUUCCCCUCCACGGACGAGAACCCCUGUCCUGUGCACACAGGUGAGCACAGGGUGGAGCGCCCUCAGGUCACCUGCACCCCACCUAUGCAUGCACAUACCCGAGUUUGCACCCAGGCUCUGGUCUGCUUUGUGGCCGGGGACCUCACAAUCUUGGCUCUGUGACCUGAGCCCUGCCAUUUAAGCCGCCAGGGCUUUACCGUCCGCUCCUGACAGAUCCUCACGCCAUUUUCCGCACUGAGCUGUCACUCUGCAGCCACGCAAACAGUGCAGCAGGAAGUGGCGCUGGAAAGGCUUCUUGAGGACAAAUGGCCUACGGAGUCCCACCUUGUUCCCAAGGCCUUGAACGCCGGUUGCGGUGGGGAGCCAGGGGGCCGUUUGAACGGCACCCUCGCUGUGCCCCGUUUGAACGGCGGCCUUCCACGCGAGGAGGACAAAGCCAGCAAUCAAACCACUUUCUCAGCUGAAAACGAACUUCCCUCAAAGAAGCUGAGGUCCAGAGUGGUAAAGGCACUUGCCCAGGGCCACCCAGCAAUCCUGCCCUACUGCCUCGUGCCCGUCCCCAAGGGUGAGACCCUGGUCUCUGCCGCGCCAGACCAACCUCUGACCCCUCGACCACUUCAACAAAGUGUGUAGGUCUCGGGAUUUCCGAGGGUCGCCAAGCUGGCAGGAAGUCUUCGCCACCACGUGGGCAUGGCCACGCAUCUCCGCAGUGGUUUUCCCUGCAGUGAGGCCUGUCCAUGGCAUGGAGCCCAGAGGAGGAAGAGCAGGCUGACACCCUGCAGCCAGGGCGGGGCAUGACCCGAGGCCAGCUCCCCACAGCACCCAGACCAAAGACCAAGCUGAGCUGCGUCCACGAGGUCACUUCAGACAUCUAAAAGCUAUCAUGAAAUGACCGCAUUUUUUAAAUUCUUAAACCUGUUUUUAUCAUUUUUUUCAAUGUUCAAUUUCUGACAUAACCAAUGCUUUCUCAUGAUUCUGAAUUCUACCUCCAUUAUAGCCGGAAUUUAGCAAAAACACGUGGGAGCAGGGGAAAAGGACAGGUGGGCAAACCCUUCAGCGUGGGCGGUCUCGCUGUUCGCAAAGCCCUCUCCCACGCAGGGCCGGGCCUGCGCGGCGCGGGCUGUGGCCGUGCUGGAAGGACAUGGAGAAGGUGAGCAGUAGCCUUAAAGCACUGUGUAUCAUGUCCUAGUGUAGCCAGGAGAUUGGAUGUUGUCCUUACAUAACUAUUUAUUUUUCAUUUUGUACUAUGUUUAUUCAUAUUUAAAUGAUAUCCUUGGCCAACUCCAUGGCCUGGU
Messenger RNA from Tupaia belangeri chinensis (Chinese tree shrew), 4368 nucleotides. It is a transcript of the gene IFNLR1, whose product is annotated as interferon lambda receptor 1. The record is from RefSeq and is a predicted model, not a curated record. Gene Ontology annotation, molecular function: protein binding; cytokine receptor activity. Lineage: Eukaryota; Metazoa; Chordata; Mammalia; Scandentia; Tupaiidae. The coding region runs from base 1 to 2031 and encodes 676 amino acids. Gene Ontology annotation, biological process: cytokine-mediated signaling pathway. The transcript is spliced from 11 exons. Gene Ontology annotation, cellular component: plasma membrane.